UUAUUUUGUCCGGUUUUUCUGGUCGUGUUAUUUCAUCUUCGUAAAUGAUUCGUGAAUUAUUUUCUUGUUUACUCGUUUUUUUUCCUUGAAACGUAAUUUAUGUUCAUAAUUCUAAUCAGUGCCGAGUUGUAAAUUAAAUAUUAUGAAUCUUUUACAAAAAAAACAUCUUAAAAUGACAAUCUUGGAUUGACAGCAUCACAAAGUUCCGAGUGCUUGAAAAACAUCAGUGAAAAAUUAUUAGGGCUUUGAAUUGGUGCUUGAAAUUGUUGUGGAUCGGAUGAUGUCAUGACAACGGUACUACAAGUGCUUCAACAACCAGGAUUUACACAGUUUAGUGUAACUUGCACAGUGCUUCUAAACCCUAAUCAGAUUAUACGCUUUACUUGACACCCCCCGAGUACCUGUUCACUGUUUAAAGAUUACCUUUAUUAAGAGAUCAGUUACGGUGCAUAUUACAUCACUAGCGAUUGCCAGGGAAUUUCAGUUUUUACGUUUUUUUAGUUCCGUGUAGCGUGUACACGUGCAGACUCCUCUAGCUAGUUGUUGUGAAUUUCGUCGAAAUCGGUAAAGCUGCUGCGAAGAUUAGUGCGUAAAAAAAAGACCGAGUCAUAAGUUUAGAAAAUAACACUGAUGUAGAAGUGUUUUAAUUUAUACAUUAUAUUGCAAUCGAUUUAUAAGCAGUAUCGUAAUAGAAUAUAUUUUUUAAUAUUAUCUACUUAAAAUAUAUAUCGAUACUUUUUGGCAGUUCAUGUAUCCGGAAUUCACGUGGCACCGCUAGUGUUGUAAUAUAUGUUGCUUUCUUGUGUUAGUGUUGUAAUAAAUGUUUUUUACCAGUGCUAGUGUUGCAAACGUUCAGUGUAUAUGUAAGGUCGCGAUGCUAAGCGAGGGGUGCUUUUGACGGGGCCAGUGCUAUGAUGUGAGUGGAGAUGUCGAAGGUGCUUUCGGCGCUCGGCGGCGCGCUGCCGGACGAGCGGCCGCUGCUUUCGCUGCAGAUUGUGGACAGCGUGGCCAAGUGCCCUGCGGGGUACGUGCCCGUCAGUCGCACUUACGACGAGGACGCGGACGCGGGUCUGAUGCGCCAGGCGGGCCUGUUCGGCAAAAAGCCCAGCCACUACAUAUGCCUGUCCAAAUCCGAGGGUGUGCCCGGUUACGUGAUGGACGGAGUUGUGGUGCUAGGGGAGCGUGAGGCCACUCCGGCAGGGUACAGCGUGGCGGGGCGGUUGGGGAAACGGAGGCUCUGCACGCGGGUGUCGAGAAAAACACCUGGGCCUGCUCCCCCUUCCCCCCUCGUCACUGACGUCAUAGUAUGCUCGAAAAUGAGGACUGCGCCGCAAGGAUUCAUUCUAGCUGGGGAAAUCAAUGGUAAAGUGGUGUGCUACAAAGUGAGCGGCGGCAGUGCUGAUACGUCGCCGACGCACUUCCCCAACGACUAUGAAAACGUGGUUACGAACCUCACCCCCGAGGCGGCGAGAAGAUUAAGGCCCGUGCCAGACCGACCUCCGAAACUGUCGCCCCUCGUGAACGAACUAAACAAUCUCAAUCUCAAAUCGCCAUCCGCGUACCCCAACAUAGAGGAGUUCGUAACCGACCACGACUACGAGGCCCUCAGCCCUGCGUACAACCUCAAGCCAUCGAGGCCAGCGCCCCGGCCGCCGUCAGCGAAGUCCCCGAUCCCGCACAGCAGCCCCGGGCCUACUUCCCCGGCGGCUGUGGCCCGGAAGAAAGGCCCUGCACCGCUGCCCAAGGCGUGUAAUUACCAAACUCUGGGAGGCUACAGCGGUCUGGAGGGAGUGCCUUUCGUGCUGAGUCCCAAGCUGCGUGGAUUGCCCAAUGAUACUUUAAUGCAGUUACCAGUGAUCAAGAAUCGGACCCGCUUCGACCUCGAUCGCGACUACUCUUACAACUUCGCCGUCGAGCGUCAGACGUGAUCCGACCCAAUCUGUCGCACUAUCAACAGACGAUCCAACUUCGGUUAUCACGCAUAUGAUCGGAUUGAACAUUGAUAUUGGCUGGUUGGUAUGGUCUAGAUCGGGGCAUCAAAUGUAGUUGGAUACAUACGAAGCUUAAUUUUAUUUCUCGUUCUGUGCAUUUGUAUGGCAAACCAGUGGGAUAUUCCCUAAUUUGUGUGACUUGAAUAUACACUUUCUCACCUUAACUUAUAUUUUAGGGAAUAUAAGCUUGGAAAAUCAAACCAAUUUUGUCCUCACCUAUACUCCAUAUUCUUUCAAAUAAGUUUCUUUUGUCAGUUUUUAUUUUAUUUUUAAUGAAAACACUACUAAUAUUUUAAAAGUUCAAGGUUUUCAAGUAUGACAGUGCAUUGAUGAUCUAAAACAAGGCCAACCAGAGUCGGCCAGCGUAAUCUAAGUUGGUUCGUCUGUUGAUGCUAUAACAUAACAUUAGACUGAGAUUAAAGAAUGAAUUGCAUGAAUAUUAAAAUUGCAUUCUUUAAAAUUACGUAAAAUUAUUCAAACUAAUUAUUGGACAUGAGAACAUUUUUUUAAAUUACGUGCACUAAUAUUAUAUAAAUCAGUCGAUCUUUUCAAUCGAUAAACGUUGGUGGUAAAUUGGUUGAAAACAAUUAUUUUAACAAAAUUGACAGGACGGUGUGGUCGUGGAAAGAAUCCUAGAAUUAUGACGCAUUUUCGUUGAUCGAUAAGAAACUUACCCUAAAAACACCCUAUAAAAAUAUUAAACCAAAAGAAGCACUUUUCCAUACAUCGAGUAUAACUAUUUUUUUUCGGGGUGACAUAGUAACUGAUUUCCAAAUGCUUGUAUAAUACUUAGGUGCAGUUUUUAACAAACGAAAUUAAGACCUGUCAAUUUCUUUAAAAGAUUCGACAGCCGACUUAACACGAAUAUUUUUGUCUAAAUUUUAAGAACUUGCAAAGUUUUUUUUUGUAUAAAUGUUUUGUAUGUUUUUUACAAUAACAGAAAAGUUAAAUCUUUUCCAUUUGUGCCAAUAUAUGAAAGUUACUGCUACAAAUAGUUUCCAAUUAGGAAUAUGUAAUUAUAUUAUUAUUUAUUUGUAUACAAUUUUAUUCAUUCACGUACCUUAAAUACGAGUAGCCAUUUUUUGUAUUAAGACAUAAUGGUUGUAAUUCACUUCGAACGAUUCAUAGUUAUACAAGAAUUCUAUUGAACAGUAAUCAUGAUUUAGUUUAGCAUAAUUAUGCAUUAAAAUUUAACUAAAUUAAAUGAAAUCUUUCUUUUA
This is a messenger RNA of Pararge aegeria (speckled wood butterfly), 3211 nucleotides long. RefSeq lists its product as uncharacterized. Gene Ontology annotation, biological process: endosome to lysosome transport via multivesicular body sorting pathway; regulation of epidermal growth factor receptor signaling pathway; receptor catabolic process. Gene Ontology annotation, cellular component: cytosol; ESCRT I complex. NCBI's taxonomy places the organism in Eukaryota, Metazoa, Arthropoda, Insecta, Lepidoptera, Nymphalidae. The record is from RefSeq and is a predicted model, not a curated record. The coding region runs from base 927 to 1928 and encodes 333 amino acids. The transcript has 6 exons.